This is a messenger RNA of Lodderomyces margitis, 636 nucleotides long. RefSeq names its product dolichyl-diphosphooligosaccharide-protein glycotransferase. Lineage: Eukaryota; Fungi; Ascomycota; Pichiomycetes; Serinales; Debaryomycetaceae. The record is from RefSeq and is a predicted model, not a curated record. The transcript has a single exon. Gene Ontology annotation, cellular component: membrane; oligosaccharyltransferase complex. The coding region runs from base 1 to 636 and encodes 211 amino acids. Gene Ontology annotation, biological process: protein N-linked glycosylation.
AUGGCAAAGAAAGAUUCUGCAAUCAAGAAAGCUCAAGCAGCUACGGCAGCAAAAGCCAACCAGUCCUCUUCUUCCACGACUACCAAUUCCGCCAGUAGCAGUGGUCACGAUUCAAUCAUUCCUCAAACAAAAUCCGUAACAACCACGUUCCAUGAAUUGCAAUUGGCCAUAAGUACAACCACAUCUGAUUAUUUCAACAAUUUAACUCCUAAAUUGAAAUUGAUUGAUUUAUUUCUUGUAUUUUUGGUGAGUUUGGGUAUUUUACAAUUUAUUUAUGUCCUUUUAAUUGGAAAUUUCCCCUUUAAUGCAUUUCUUGGUGGGUUUGCUAUAUGUGUUGGACAAUUUGUAUUGUUGGUUAGUUUAAGGUUACAAAUUAAUGAUAGUGCUGAGAAUAAAGGUGGUAAUAAUGCCAGGGCCAAGAAGUCCAAGAAGAAUGAAAAAGUUGAUACAGUUGAUGAAAUUGAUGAAAUAGAUGACGAUGUUGAAGACGACGACAGUGAUGAUGCAGAUGCAGUUGAUGGUGGUAGUGGCAAGUCCAAGAAGGUGUUUACAGGAAUUUCUCCUGAAAGAUCAUUUGCUGAUUUCAUAUUUGCUAGUUUGAUCUUACAUUUUAUUGUCAUUCACUUUAUAAAUUAG